Daucus carota subsp. sativus is the source of this 1352-nucleotide messenger RNA. RefSeq names its product feruloyl CoA ortho-hydroxylase F6H1-2. NCBI's taxonomy places the organism in Eukaryota, Viridiplantae, Streptophyta, Magnoliopsida, Apiales, Apiaceae. Bases 107 to 1162 code for a protein of 351 amino acids. The transcript is spliced from 2 exons. The record is from RefSeq and is a predicted model, not a curated record.
CGGUGCAUAAAAACGAGAUAUACCCAUCACUGUGACAUCCUCUUCCUCUCUGUCCUCCCUCUAUAAAGUUCAAUAAUCAAGAUCCAUAUAUCCAUCACUCUGAUCAAUGGCUCCAUCUUCCUGUGAUAAGUACAGAGAUUUUGCUGUCACAAAAGGGUAUGGUGUAAAGGGUAUAUCUGAUCUCGGGCUUAAAGCCUUACCCGAGCAAUAUAUCCAACCAUCAGAGGAAAGAAUAGACAUGCGAAAAGUCUUGGAUAAGGAGUCCAUACCUGUAAUAGACAUUUCGAAUUUGGAUGAUCCUGAAGUGGCUCAUUCCAUUGCAAAUGCUGCUGAAAAGUGGGGAUUCUUUCAAAUUGUGAAUCAUGGAGUUCCCAUGGAAGUUCUCGAGAAUGCUAUGGAAGCUACAAGGAGAUUCUUUGAGUUGCCGGUGGGGGAAAAGAUCAAGUAUUUGCAAGAGAACUCUCCUACCAAAAAUGUUAGGUUUGGAACAAGCUUUCUUCCGAAGGCGGACAAGGUUCUCGAAUGGAAGGAUUACCUCAGUCUUUUGUAUGUUUCGGAGGAAGAAUCUUCUAACUAUUGGCCAUCUGCAUGCAGGAACGAGGUAAUGGAGUUUAAGAAAAAGUCUGAGAUUGUCGUUGAGAAGCUCUUAAAGAUCCUACUGCAGAGGCUGAAUGUGGACCUCAACUCAAAAGAAUCACUCCUAAUGGGUUCACAGAGAAUCAACCUCAACUACUAUCCCAUUUGUCCGAACCCUGAGCUGACCAUUGGAGUAGGCCGCCACUCUGACGUCUCCACACUGACAUUUCUCCUUCAAGACAGCGUCGGAGGAUUAUACGUUCAAAAAAUGGAGACAGACCAUUGGAUCUAUGUGCCUCCUGUUGAUGGAUCAAUUGUAAUAAACGUUGGUGAUGCUCUUCAGAUCUUCAGUAAUGGAAAAUACAAGAGUGCUGAGCAUCGUGUUGCGGCCAAUGGAAGCAAUAAUAGAAUUUCGGUGCCAAUCUUUUUUAACCCGAGACCACAUGAUAUUAUUGGUCCCCUACCUGAGGUGCUGAAGAAUGGAGAAAAAGCAAUAUACAAGAGCGUCUUGUAUUCAGAUUAUGUGAAACAUUUCUUCAGAAAAUCGCACGAUGGGAAGCAAACUCUUGAAUUCGCAAAGAUAUAAAUGUUAAACAUUUGAGUUUUGCUUAUUGGUAGGUGGGUAAAUUUGGUAGCAUGGAAAACCCAAGGCUACAGGAAUAAAAGAAAAGAUAUAUUAUUAGGAGAUUAGGGGUUUAUUCCUCAAAAUUUCUGAUGAUAUAUUUGGUUCAGUUUUAAAUAUUUGAUUUAUCGAUUCGAUCAUUAGCAGUUUAAUA